Cottoperca gobio is the source of this 649-nucleotide messenger RNA. RefSeq names its product eukaryotic translation initiation factor 4E-binding protein 1-like. Gene Ontology annotation, biological process: negative regulation of translational initiation. The coding region runs from base 185 to 538 and encodes 117 amino acids. The record is from RefSeq and is a predicted model, not a curated record. Lineage: Eukaryota; Metazoa; Chordata; Actinopteri; Perciformes; Bovichtidae. Gene Ontology annotation, molecular function: eukaryotic initiation factor 4E binding. The transcript has 3 exons. Gene Ontology annotation, cellular component: cytoplasm.
UUCAGCCAAUCAUAGCCCUCCGCGUCACGUGUUGUUUUGAAGGAGGUUUCUGGGAUGUUUUGGAUGUGAUCUCACCACGUGGAGGCACAAGGUAGGUUUGCAACUUCGUAACGUCUUUCACACCUGAAGCAACUUUCCCGUCUGUGGUGUUUAAGUCGCACAAAUCGACCCAGUGUUGUGAGAGAUGUCAGCGGGAGGUCAAGCCACCAGGAGCCAGGAUAUACCGGCCGUAAGACGGGUCACCAUCCACGAUGCUGCCCACAUGCCCCAGGACUACUCCACGACCCCUGGCGGGACUCUGUUCAGCACUACGCCAGGAGGUACCCGAAUCAUCUACGACAGGAAGUUCCUUCUGCAGUGUCGGACGUCUCCUCUCGCCCGCACGCCUCCGACUCUGCCAGACAUCCCAGGAGUCACCAGGCCGCUUAAACCCAACUCCAACGACAAAUGCCAGCCCGAACAGACACCCAGCAACAACAGCGACCACAGCCUGCACACAGAAGAGAGCGCAGAUUCCCAGUUUGAAAUGGACAUCUGAAGAGAGUCAGCUGCGAGGAUGAAAGUGAUGCCCAACAUAUUCAUUUCUUUUUUGUUUACUGAGAUAAUAAAAGAUAUUCUCUGUAUAUUAUGAGAAGCAUAGUCUUACUGA